Messenger RNA from Magallana angulata, 892 nucleotides. Its product is annotated as microfibril-associated glycoprotein 4-like. The record is from RefSeq and is a predicted model, not a curated record. The coding region runs from base 17 to 892 and encodes 291 amino acids. The transcript has 6 exons. Lineage: Eukaryota; Metazoa; Mollusca; Bivalvia; Ostreida; Ostreidae.
UAGCUGUACAGCAGCGAUGGACAAAUCAACUUCUUUUUUGUGUUGGACAGCGAUUUUUAUCAUUCUGCAUGGUGAAAUAAGAAGCCAACCUAUUUAUGAAAACUACAAGGAAGACUGCUUGAUGACCAACAGAACGGAUUCUUAUUACAAGGAAAUAUAUGAACAAGAGAUUUCCCUUGAAAACCAAGUAAACAGUUGGAAAAAGAAGCUAGACUUGGAUAUAGAUACAUUGCCAUUAGACUGCAAUGAACACUAUAUGAACGGCAAAAGAAAAUCCGGUGUUUACACUAUCUACCCGUGGGAGAAGACUGACCCUAAUUACCGUCCUAUCCAGGUCUACUGUGAUAUGGAGACAGAAGGAGGCGGAUGGACGGCAAUACAAAGAAGAGUCAAUGGCGAAGAAACCUUCAAUCGAAAUUGGACGGAGUACAAACUUGGAUUUGGAACACCCUAUGGUGACUAUUGGAUCGGAAACGAAGCCAUACAUCAGUUAACAUUUGGACGAAAUUCGUCUUUGCGUGUAACAAUAACGCCAAUGGACGGUGGUGUUGUUUCUUUUAAGAUGUAUCAUCAGUUCUACGUUUUUGGCGAGGACCAGAACUAUAAACUUCAACUUGCAAGCCCUGGAAAUGGAAGUUUAGGAGAUAGUCUGGUAGAGAAUCUUGCCUAUUACAGGGCUACAGGAAUGCAAUUUACUACAUUCGAUGUCGACAAUGACAAUUUUCCUAUUAACUGUGCAGCAACCUUUUCAGGAGGCUGGUGGUUUAAUGGGUGUCAUGGUGCCUAUCUCACUGGUCCUUGGCAAUCGCGUGCCUGGGUAAAUCCUUGGUUCAUGGAAUAUACAAGCGGGAGGCAAGUGAAUGGAACAUCCAUGUUGAUCAAAUCACAUUAA